CUCAACUCUUGCUUCGCUGGUCUGCCAUGACUUCUAAGUCUCGGCUCGAUUUUUGUCAAGCUAGACGGCAAUGGGUCUAUCAACACGUAUAAAGUGCUGCAUCUAGGACGUAGUGACCACCGAGCGAGUAUCCACUCGGAGCCAGUAGUUAGCUCGCCUGCUACCGUACACCGUACGACCGCGCAGCUCAAGAUGCAGCUCAGCACUCUUCUCCGUGCUGCUUUCUCCUUAACAUUCUUAGCCCAUCAAUCUUUCGCUGUUCCUGUUUCAUCCAGUGUGCCAUCCCUGUCAGGGGCACCGACGGAGAGCAGAACACGUACGUUAUCUUUUAGUCGAAUGCGAGCACUUCGUAUUACUUAGCCCUCAGCUCUGACCGUGUUCCGCGUAUGGCCUCACGGAUGCGAACUGGUAAUCUCCCGCUCGAUAUCGAGAUCCCCCUCGACUCGUUCCAUCAGGUCGCCUCCCAGGCAAUCUCUGAGACCGCGGGCGUACUCCAUCCCGCGGGCGCGAUCGUCAAGAAAGACCCGUAAGAUGUUCACGUCGAGCGCAACAAACCUGCGCUUCUCUCCCGAGCCUCGACGCUGGUGUCUUAGUCGGAGGAAAGGGUGACCUCGUCUCAUUCAACCUUGGAGAACACUCGAUCAACCUAUCGACGUCAAUGCUGCGAGUAGCAAUGCACUGGAUGGACAGACAAUCACCCUCUUUUCUGCUGAUCUCGGACUUUGUCGAGAUUACGAAUCGGCUUCACUGGUCGAGAGCUGAUUCUGUCAACGCAUGCAUUUCCCCGAAAUAUUGACCUGCUCCACAAGCUGUUCAUUACCGCUCUACGGGGCAAUGAGGCGACGAGCGGGGCCGAAUAACACCAACACGCAGGCGAGUGGCAAAUGUCGAACUGCAUACAACGACCCUGUUUACGUGGGCUUGGCUCGUUCUUGGCUCACGUUCUGGGGGACUUUUCCGCACUGGUCAGCCUACGCGACGCAGUCUAUCGCCGACGCUCGAGGGUCGAGGAAGCAAAGGCUAUAAGGACGCGUCGAGCAAGCGAAGGCGCCCCCGCUUUCAUUCUUUCCCCACUACCUCGAUAUCCUUGCUUGCUUCUCCACCAUGCACCUCAACGCUCGUUCCCUCACGCUCCUUUCCUUUAUCCUCGCCGCGCAGCAGGCUCUCGCUGCUCCUCUCCCCUGUAACGACGCAGCUAGCUGCCAAAUCGGCAGCGGCAUCAAAGAAGGCGACCUCGACCACCUCCCCACCGACAACACCUAUGCCCUCCAGGCUCUCGCUCGGUCUCUUGCAGAGCAGCACAGCGCCCCAGACGACCUCGACGGCGUCGAGGACUGGCGCGACUUCGCCAACAAGCGCGGGCUCUUCCGCCGGCAAGACGACGGCGACGACGGCGGCAGCGUGACCGAGGGCUCGGUGUCACAGGUCCCGUCCGGUCAGACCGGCUCGUACGAAACUGCACAGCGCCGCCGUCGCGCCGCGUUGGACAGCGCAGUGAAGCCGCUUGCAGACCUCGCGGACCUCAAGAACCUGCCAGAGGGCGCCAUCGACAAGGGCCCCCUCGGUCGUCGUCAAGAUGAUGGCGGAGACGAUGACAACAACUCCGAGUCCGGAACAAACGAGACAGGCGAGUACGAUGGCGCGCGCCGUCGCCGUGCCCUCGCUGCGAGUAGCGUGGCCUCCUCGUUCAACAACGUCGCCAGCUCGGACGUCACGAGAGUCGAGCCGCAUGUUGGCAGCCGUGAUGAGGGCAGCAUCGCCAGCAGCAGCGCACAUACCUACUUGUCAUCGAGCUAUGCCCCGACCAGGGCAGACGGCAACGCGCGCCGGGCGUUAGCCACUGGCCAACUGGACGAGUCUCUCGCUGCCCUCUCCAAUCCGGAGCUAAAAGACAUCCACUCCCAGCUUCCUCGCCAAGACGACGGCAACGACACCGACACCAACUCGGAGUCUGGCACCGACGAGACGGGGGAGUACGAUGGCGCGCGCCGUGACCUGUCUCGCAUCAACUCGCAGCUCGCCGACCUCUCCCAACCGGAACUCAAAGAUGUCAAGUCACAGCUCAACCGCCGCGACGACGGGGACACCAACUCGGAAUCUGGCACCGACGACUCUGGCGCACCCGCCGCCGCGCGCCGUGCCCUGUCCUCCAUUAACAGUAACUCUCUCGCCGCCUCUGCCCCCGUUAAUUCAGAGCUGGAGGCCAUCAGCUCCGACCCCCCGCUCCGCCGCCGCGACGACGGCCCCAGCGACGGCGAAUCAGACGCCAGCACCGACAGCGGCUCAGAGUCCGACGACGACGGCAGCGACACCGAUCAUGACUCGCAGUCCGGCGGCAAGGGCAAGGGCAAGGCCGGCGGCGCAUACGUCCCUUCCCGCCGCGCCAUCCGCGCCCUGCGCGCCGGGCGUGCCCCCAAGCGCUCCCUGCGCCGUCGUGCUGGUGCAAUCCCCGACGCUGCCACCCUGAACCCCGACGCAGAGCUUGCCGCUGCCGCCAUGCUCGACUUGAAGGAUGUAGAGCAGCGAGACCUCGCUGGUGAUAUCAAGCCAGUCAUGCAGAUGACCAAGCCGACUACGGAAGCGGUCAAGAAGGGCGCCAAGACCGCUGCUUCUAAUGCCAAAGCCCCGAAGGCAGCGGUUCAAGCUGGUGCAGGUGGUGUUGGCGGCGCAAAGGUUUCGACUAGACGUCACUUCGACCUUGACUAAGAGAUCAAUUUUCUUUCUUUCUUGAGAAUGACACGUGGGAUUCAUCUAGUUUUGAUACCAUACACCAGCGUACCACACUCGUUUUCGUAGUCCGAUACGAUACCCUCCAUCUAUCAUAGUACAGUCGAUUGACUUAAUUUCGUUAAUGAACGUUUUCUUCAGC
Molecule: messenger RNA, 2869 nt
Organism: Coniophora puteana RWD-64-598 SS2
Lineage: Eukaryota; Fungi; Basidiomycota; Agaricomycetes; Boletales; Coniophoraceae
Exons: 4
Coding region: 1105-2706 (533 amino acids)
Source: RefSeq, a predicted model, not a curated record